Molecule: messenger RNA, 2856 nt
Organism: Trichoderma reesei QM6a
Lineage: Eukaryota; Fungi; Ascomycota; Sordariomycetes; Hypocreales; Hypocreaceae
Exons: 1
Coding region: 1-2856 (951 amino acids)
Source: RefSeq, a predicted model, not a curated record
AUGGCGCCCAGCACAAGAGCAUCCAAGCCCAGUGCUGAAGCACCCUACACAGGUCGCAUAACCCGCAGCAGAGCAGCCAGCCAGAAGCAACAGGAGCAGCAGCAAAAGCGACAGCGACAGCAACAGCAACAAGCACCCCCGAAACUUCGUCGUUCAAAGCGAAAACGCGCCAUUGGCGCUGACGAAGACGACGACGACGACGAAGACAAGGACGGAGAUGGCAAUGACAACAACGUCCCCAAAGACAAGAGCCCACCCCCCAAGAGGAGGAGAGGCCCAAACCGCUGCAAGUUCUGCGGCGCCGACCCCGUAGGCAAGGACAUGUUCCAGGAGCGGCCCUGCGACUACACCAAGAUCUGGAAGGAAAACUACAUCGAGUGCCAGAACUGCGCCGACCACCGCUCCAAGAACCCGGGCGUCCAGCACAGGUGCCAGCCCCCCAACAUCAACAAGGUCUGGCGCCAGUACGGCAUCGCGGACCCGACGACAUACUCGCCCGCGGCGUGCGAUGCGUGCCGCGGCGACAGGUUCGAGCACCAGUGCAACGUUGAUUCGAUCCUCGGGUACGGAUGCACCACGACAAGGGCCUGCAGGGAGGGCACCUGCACCGUCAACGGCGUGCCGAUGGAGAAGCCGCCCCGGCCCCAGGCCAACGUCGUCCGCUGGACGCGAGGAGAGUGCCAAGUCUGCGAGAACAAGACCAAGAAGGGCACGGCCACGCUGGGAUGCAGCUGGCUUAGGGACCGCACCACCUGGGAUCGGGCCUGCGACUAUUGUCAAGCCCACAACCUGGUCUGCAUGAGCGGCGGCAACAUCGUGGCCAGUCCCGCGAAGCUGACGCUGCCAAAGACGUGGGCCCUCAACCAUCAGGUCUUUGACUGGGGCUUCAUCGAGUGCAGGGCCAUCAACCCGCACCGCAGAAACUGCAAGCGGUGUCUCGAGGACGGCCACGAGCACUGCCGCGUCGAUGCCGGCGCGUACGGCUUCGCCUGCAACCGCUGCGCUCAGCUGGGCAUCGACUGCAUCGACAGCAAGGACGACACUCACUAUCCCAUCUUUGACCUGGCCAGAGUCGGCAUCGGCGGCUUCAUGCCCUUCCCCGAGUGUUCGUGCUGCACAAGGCACGGGAGGAACUGUGACCUCCAGCGCCCCUGCAACUCCUGUGUCAAGCAUGGCGAUGAGUGUGACGAGUUCACGGGCGUCACGGCCCGAUACUGCUUCAACGGCCGGCUGGACCCGCCUCCUGGGCCUCUUUAUUACCUGGCCCUGGGAUAUGGGCCGCAGGGCGUCGACGACCCCAAGGACGGGUCCGCCAUCGAGCAUUGGGUAGGUCCAGCGACCAACGUCUACUGCAUGCUUCCCAACAGGCAGAAGAAGGAAUAUUUGACGGCAUUGGGUGCCCAUUUGCGAGCCAGACUUCAUCCCCCCGGGGCUCCGCCUCACGGUGAUGUCAGUCAGGGGGGCCUCCUCACCAGGCGAGCGAGUGAGAUAACCCGGCAGCAGGUUGCGGCGCUGAUCCAGGCCCAGUGGCCCCAGGCGCGUCCGAUGAAUCAGUAUGAUGUUUAUCAAGAAUACGUUGACAAGGCACAGGAGCAGGUCCAGGCUGUGCGCGCCGGAAGAGCCGGGGUGAGACUCCCUGAGCUACCCGAAACUGGAGGAGAUGGCGGAGACGAUGGCGGCGACGACGACGACGACGACGACAACGGUAAUGGCGCUGGCAAUGACGGCGGUCAUGGCGGUGACAACAACAUCGUUGUUGCCAACAAUGGUGAAGGCGGCAGCGGCGAUACGCUGAUGCGCGACGCAGCUGGUUUCGGUGACGAGGAGCGUGCCCAUAUCAAUGCUGCUGGCAUCGCCGCCGCUCGUGCCCUUGCUCUCUCUGCCAUCGCAAGCCCACCCCGUCCAGCUCCAACACCUUUCGAGGUCGACGGAGAUAGCUCUCACUGGCUCCUGGGGUACAUCAGUCAAGAAAACAUCAUCACUAACCGUCCGGAUGGAGCAACAGCAGCAGCACCUCAGUUCAGAACCCCCUGGAUGCAUAUGCCCACCCAGCAGCAGUUUGACUUUGACGCUCCGCUAUAUUCGAGCCAGAUGAUGUCCGACGUCGACUUCCAUUCGUUCAACGUCCCUGUCUUCAACCCCAACAUGGACUUCCAUCCAGGUCCAGCCCCUUUCACAAGUCCAGCCCCUUUCACAAGUCCAGCCCAUUUCACAAGUCCAGCCCAUUUCACAAGUCCAGCUCACUUCACAGGUCCAGCCCAUUUCACGAGAAACGUCGGCUUUGAUCAUUUCGCAGUUCCGGUCCCCGAUCCAAGAAUGGACGCCAACAUCAAUCUCGGCUCGUACGCGGUGAACCCCGAAUUCAACCCGUUUCAAGUCCCCGCUCCUGAAGUCGAGAUGGAUGUCAACGACAUCAACUUUGACGACAUCGACAUUGACAACAUCAAUGUGAAUAACAUUAACAUAGAUGACAUCAACACCAUCAACAUGGCCGAUAUCAACGUGAAUGACAUCAACGUAAACGACAUCGACGCCAUCACCAUGGCCGACAUCGACUUCAACCUCAACGGCAACUCAUACACCGACUUCAACCCCACUCCAGUCACCGAAGCUGUCGACAGCGCAGACAUGGACAUUGAUCUCGACCUGUACACAGGCCGACCCAACUUUGACCCGUUCCAGGUCGACGACGGAGCGAACACCGCUUUCGAUCUCGAUCCCGUUCUCAAUCCUCUUGCUGAGCCCGAGUUCCAGGUCGGGACGAACCGCAGCGUGCACAACGGCACCGAUCCCAGAACAGGCUUGCUGGACACGCCGGAUCUGGACGACGCAAUGAUGUCGCUGCUCAUGCCAUGA